UGCGUGGUCUCAGCCCCCGAGAGGGGAGGGGCGACAAUUUCUGUCGGCCGAGCAGAAGGGGUUUAAAGGGCGGCUCUUAAAGGGGCCGCAGGAGGGGCCCUGGGUUGACUGUGGCACCCCCUCCCCGCCCGCCUUUCAUCGCCCUCACCCGGAGUCGCCGGGCCAAGGGAAGCAUGCGGAGGAAAGGAAACAUUUGUUGGGGUGGCCCAAGGGACGAAGCCCCCGCAAGUGGGUCUGGGCCUGAGGUGGCGGGUACGGGGCUGGGGGGCAGGGUGUGGUGAGCGGUGACAGCGGAGUUGAGGGGGGAGGCGGUGGGCAUGGGCACGGAAGGGUUAAAGGUGGAGCCAGCCCUACAAACAGGGGCACACACACUCCUUACUCGGAUGGGGUCACACGCGUUUCCCUGGCACUUAGAUGAGGCUGGGAGGGGGGUGCUGGGGCCUGGGCCUGAGCUCUUUUCACCCCGAGCACCUGCGGCCCAGCUUUGGGAGGUCGGGGACCCCUCUGUCUCAACUCACACCACACCGCUGAGCCCCCUCUUAAGCGCACACACGCUCCGGCUCGCGCACACACCUCGGACAUUCCCAUAGUGCCUCACGUGACACAGGGCCCGAACGUGCCCACCCUUCACACACGCUCACGCACGCAUGCACAGACGCGCACACACACACAAACACACACACCCUCCGGCCACUUCCCCAACUCUGUCCCCCGACACCCCCUCAACCCUGAAAACGCGCUCAUUGAGGCAGAGACUGUGACACACCUACACUCAUUCACAGACACACUCCCCCCACACAUGCCAACCACAGCCACACAUUCAUAAAUAGGCCAGGAGAAGUACACACACACAAGCACCCCUUCGCCCACUCUUUGGGAGCCCUGAGUCAUUCCUGCCCCCUCAGGGCUCCCCAUUUCCCUGCAUGCAGCCACCCAAGGAUGGCCUUGGGAAUUCUUUAGCUCCGUCCUGCACUAAUACCCCUCCAUAACACCCUUCUCCACAUUUGUUCCCUCUCUCAGCCAAGGACUUCCUGUAGGUCCCAGGUCAGGGACAGGAGAGCCUGGAUGGUUGCCACAGGCCCUUGCCAGUGGGGGAGGUGUUUCCUUUUCCUGAACUCUGAAAUCCUGGAGGAGGAAGCUGGGAAUUGGGCGGGGGCAGCGGCAGAGGAUGUGCUGACUAUAGGGGGCUGACCCUCAGAGCAGCACUGGGCCUGACCUGGGGAGAAGCUGGGGGUGCCAGAGGCCUGGGAUGAGGAGCUGGGCAGAGAGGUAUUUGGGGAAGCGAGGCCUGGGGCAAAGAAGGGGCUGAGGUAGGGAGCCAAGGGCAGGCUGAGGUCUGGUCCCCAUGCCAGGACAACCACUCUGUCCCCUCCACAGACCUCCCUGGGCUCCGGAAGGAGCUCCUCCCUGCUGCAGGCCUGGCAUAUUUGUCUCUACUUGCAGACAUUCCCUCAUGCCCUCGUCUUCACCUGAUCCCAGCCCCUUCCCCUAAAGUCAGCAGAGAAGAUGGGGUUUAGUAGUCUGGGAAGGGGCUGUGGGAGUUUCCCCACUGAGCUCAGGGCAGAGAGCUUCCAGGCUGCAUCUCAGAUGGCUGCAGGGUCCUUCGGACUGGGAUGAUGGGUAUUAGGGACAAGACCCAAGUGGCCCUCUCCACGGUUACUCCUGCUCUCCCAGGAGGCCCAGUGUGGGCCGUGGCCCAGGCUCUUACCAUGGAGUCCAUGUUUGAGGAUGACAUCAGCAUCCUGACCCAGGAGGCCCUAGGGCCCAGUGAGGUGUGGCUGGACGGUCCUGGACAUCCCUCGCUGGGGGGAGACAUGUGCUCUGCCUCCCACUUUGCCCUCAUCACGGCCUAUGGAGACAUCAAGGAGCGGCUGGGAGGCCUGGAGAGAGAGAACGCCACCCUCCGCCGCCGCCUCAAAGUCUACGAGGUCAAGUACCCGCUGAUCAAUGACUUUGGAGAGGAGCAUGGCUUCUCUCUGUAUGAAAUCAAGGAUGGCUCCCUGCUGGAGGUGGAGAAGGUCAGUCUGCAGGAACGGCUCAACCAGUUCCAGCAUGAGUUGCAGAAGAAUAAGGAGCAGGAAGAACAGCUCGGGGAGAUGAUCCAGGCUUACGAGAAACUCUGUGUGGAGAAGAAUGAUCUGGAGACGGAGCUGGGAGAGAUGCGGGCCCUGGUAGAGACCCACCUGCAGCAGAUCUGUGGUUUGGAGCAGCAGCUACAGCAACAGCAAGGCCUCCAGGACACAGCCUUCCCCAGCCUGAGCCCUCCGCCACAGGCCCCUGCCCUGCCCUGUCCUGAUCUGGACUUGCACUACCUGGCACUGAGAGGGGGACCCGGCCUGAGUCACGUGGGCUGGCCGGGCCCCUCGCCGAGCGUGAGCGAGCUGGAGCGGCAGCGGCUAGAAGAAGCUCUGGAGGCUGCCCAGGGAGAGGCUCGGGGCGCUCAGCUCCGGGAGGAGCAGCUUCAGGCGGAGUGUGAGCGGCUCCAGGGAGAGCUGAAGCAGCUGCAAGAGACCCGGGCCCAGGACUUGGCUUCCAACCAGUCGGAGCGGGACAUGGCGUGGGUGAAAAGAGUUGGGGAUGAUCAGGUGAAUUUGGCGCUGGCCUACACCGAGCUGACAGAAGAGCUGGGCCGGCUUCGGGAGUUGAGUUCCCUGCAAGGGAGGAUCUUGAGGACACUGUUGCAGGAACAGACCCGGAGUGGCGGUCAGAGGCACUCGCCGCUAUCGCAGCGCCCCUCCCCGGCCCCCCAGUGUCCCUCCCCAUCCCCACCUAACCGAGCGGCGCCCCCGUGCCAGUCCCCAGCCCCCCAGCGCCGCUCGCCCGUGCCCCCGUGCCCCUCGCCCCAGCAGCGCCGGUCGCCCGCCUCGCCCUCCUGCCCGUCGCCCGUUUCGCAGCGCCGCUCCCCGGUGCCUCCGCCGUGCCAGUCCCCUAGCCCGCAGCGCCGCUCCCCGGUGCCCCCCGCCUGCCCGGCCCCGCAGCCGCGGCCCCCGCCGCCCCCGCCGCCCGGGGAGAGGACGCUGGCCGAACGGGCCUAUGCCAAGCCGCCCAGCCACCACGUGAAGGCGGGCUUCCAGGGCCGGCGCAGCUACUCCGAGAUGGCGGAGGGCGCGGGCUACGCGGGCGCCUCCUCGCCCUGGCUGCAGGCCGAGGCGGCCACGCUUCCCAAGCCCCGGGCCUACGGCGGCGAGCUCUACGGCCCCGGCCGGCCCCUCAGCCCGCGGCGCGCCUUCGAGGGCAUCCGACUGCGCUUCGAGAAGCAGCCGUCGGAGGAGGAGGAGUGGGCUGUGCCCGCCAGCCCACCCAGCCCGGAGGGGGGCACUAUCCGCUGCGCCUCUUUCUGUGCCGGUUUCCCCAUCCCGGAGUCGCCGGCUGCCACCGCCUAUGCCCACGCUGAGCACGCGCAGUCCUGGCCGUCCAUCAACCUGCUGAUGGAGACGGUGGGCUCUGACAUCCGCAGCUGCCCCCUCUGCCAGCUGGGUUUCCCUGUCGGGUACCCGGAUGAUGCCCUCAUCAAACACAUUGACUCCCACUUGGAGAACAGCAAGAUCUAGGGCACCUCCCUCACCCACUGGCUGUUCUUCCACCCUCUCCCCUCACUCCCAGACACUCACUAACUUUGAAUGCUGCAUGAAUAUCGCCGGGGGAGGGGCCUACCCCUUGCGACCCCCAGAUACCUCCACUAGCUAUGAGUCAACAACCUGUGUGCAGUCUUCCCUGGCCCAGGCACCACUCAGCUCUGGCUCUUCCUGGGAGGGCAGCAGAGGCUCUCCCCAACUCUCUGGCUUCUGCUUGGGAGGUGGGGAUCCAGGCUGGGACUAGGAAGGGCAUACCCCUCCCAGGCCUCUUCCUCUGCCUUUCUGUUCUCAAACAGGGUUGGAUCCAAGAAGGUCUCUAGUGUUUGGGCUUGAGGGAGGGGGAGAGUGUCAGAGGCCUCCAGGAGCUCCCCAGCCCAUCCCCAGAUGCCCAUCUUUCCUAGGCUGUGCUGUCCUGGGAGUGCCACCUCUGGGGGUCCCAAAGCCUGCCCUGCACACUGAUGCCAGUUCCUCCUUCCUGUGGUCAGCUCGGGGUCAUGGUGUGGGCCCCCCUGGGGGGGAGGGGCAUCUUGUUUCUUGCCAUUCCCUGCAGGACAGCCCUGUUCUCCUCCUCUGCCCACCCUGGGGAAUAGGAGGGUGGCAGAGGACAGGGAGGACCCUGGAGGACAGGGAAGACCCAGCCUAAAGAGGCUGCCCUGGGGAUCGGGGAGGGGGGGUCCUUGCACCAUGACCCUCAGGCCAGGGUACUGCCAAUGCCAGCUGCCCAGGCCCAGGCCCUCCUCCUGGAGCCCCGCACUGAGGCCCAGAUUGGCAAGGCAGAUGCUCCCGUCCACCCUCAUUGGAGCCCCUGACACCACAGGUGCCCUGGAGCCCAGGUGUGACUCAGCAUCUGUUAGCUGGGUGGAUGUCAUCAGCCCCUGCCUCCCAGGCCAGAGCCUGAGACUGGGCCCAGGGUGCUGUGGAGAUCAACUUCUAAAGAGCUAACCCCAUUCCACACCCCACCGACCCACAUUCCCUCUGUGAAAUCUACCUCAGAGUCGUACCCCUCAGAAGGACGGGUAAGCAGGAGGUCAGGAGGUCCCCAGGGCUGAGGUGGGGCGCUUCCUCCAGUGAGAGCCUGCUGCCCCCACAAAGAAUCCAAUCCCCUCCACUGCCAGCCCUUCCCAGGUCUCAGCCCCGGGCAGGUGGCAGUGGACACUACUGUCAGUGCAUGUCCCGUUCUGAUCCAACUCUUCCAGUCCCCCCCACUCCUCACACCCUUCCUCUGCUCUUCAGUGCGGGGGGGGGAAGGGGUGUGUCGGUGGAGAACGGACCAAGGACUCCAGAGACACAUGUCAUUGUACCCUGAGUGCUCCCCCAGGGAGCGGAAAUGGGAAGGGGGACUGGAGAGGGGAGGCAGGGGCCCCUGUGCUUUCUGAACAAGUUGAAAGUCCAAAUAAAACUUACCUGUUCCAUCUG
This is a messenger RNA of Loxodonta africana (African savanna elephant), 4991 nucleotides long. RefSeq names its product TBK1 binding protein 1 (gene TBKBP1). NCBI's taxonomy places the organism in Eukaryota, Metazoa, Chordata, Mammalia, Proboscidea, Elephantidae. The transcript has 9 exons. Gene Ontology annotation, cellular component: cytoplasm. The record is from RefSeq and is a predicted model, not a curated record. The coding region runs from base 1614 to 3551 and encodes 645 amino acids. Gene Ontology annotation, biological process: canonical NF-kappaB signal transduction.